ACCAGUGUGUGAUAUAUUUCAAUUGUAAAUGAGGGAAACACGUGGCAAUAAAGGUCUUCUCUGAUUGGUCGGUGAUGAGUGCGUCAUAAAUCCAAGAUGGCGCAACCCCUGGUGGAACAUGUUGUGGCAGACGCAGGAGCUUUUUUGAAGAAAGCACCUCUCCAGGACAUCGGGAAGAACAUCUACACCCUGAAAGCCGUAGUGGACGAGAUCCGAGACAAAGCCACCAGGAGAAGUUUGGCCUUCCUUCCCUACCAGCUCACAUUCCGAGAGCCGCGUCCGGAAGUGGUCAGACUGGUCACAGAGUUUUCCAAGAAGACGGGAGACUAUCCCAGCCUGUCGUCCACGGACAUCAAAGUGCUGGCUCUGACCUGGCAGCUGGAACAGGAACACGUUGGAACGCAGAACCUCAGAACCGAACCACAAGUCCAGGUCCGUGUCAGCAGCACGCAACGCCACCCGGAGACACCGGUCAACGUGGCAGGAUUCCACUUCCCCUCCAAGAAGUCCAAACACGCAUCUUCCAGAGACGCUGACACGCCAUGUGACUCGUCCAAGGACGCAUCAUGUGACUCGCUGGCUCCCUCAGAGGAGUUUAACUCCUUCCAGUUCUGGAGAGAACCUCUCCCAAACAUCGAAGCCGACCUGCUGGCUUUACUGAGCCCACCGCAGCUCGCGGAAGCAGACGACAAACAGGAAGUCCCAAACACGCCAUGGUGCGUGUCCACCUGCCAGCAGGAUGACAACUUCAACAGCUUCCUCUUCUGGAGGGAAACGCUGCCCCCUGUUGACGACCUCCUGGACUUACUGAAGGAAGAUGGCGACCAGGAAGCUGACGCAAGUUCAGAGGAGGACAAAGAAAACGAGCCCGCAGAGGAGGAUGAGGAUGAGGAUGACGACGGAGGGGGUUGGAUCACACCCAGCAACAUCGGCCAGGUGAAGAUGGACUCCUCCGAUUGGACGACAGCCACCGAGGUCAAAGUGGGAUGCCUGACCACGGACUUUGCCGUGCAGAACGUUCUCAUCCAGAUGGGCCUUCAUGUUGUGUCCGUCAACGGAAUGUUGAUCAGACAGACCAGGAAUUACAUCCUGCGAUGUCACGCCUGCUUCCAGACCACCAGCAAUAUGAGCAAAGAGUUUUGUCCCAAGUGCGGAAACAAAACGCUGAAGAAGAUCGCUGUGACGGUCAGCGAGGACGGCAGCCUGCACAUGCACUUCUCCAAAAACCCUAAAGUGCUCAACCCCCGCGGGCUCAGGCACUCGUUGCCGUUGCCUCAGGGGGGCAAACACAGCAACAAUCCCCGCCUGACGGAGGACCAGCGCUUCCCUCAGCAGCGUUUGUCGCGGAAGGCGCGCCAGAAGACCAACGUGUUUGACGAGGACUACGGCGCCGGAUCCUCGCCCUUUUCCGUGAACGACGUCUACAGUCGAGCCGCCAACCUGCACAUUCGAGACGCUCAGUGCGGGGGAGGCCGACGCCGUGUCAACCCCAACUGUGCCCGCAGGAAGUUUGUCAAGAAGUAACUACUUGCCACCCCCCCCCCCAAAAAAAAGUCAUAACUAUGGAGGAGGAAUAAAGAAGUCAUUCAUGAUUUAUUGAAGACUUGACUGUCAUCCCUCCUUUAUCACAGUUAAUUGGUUCCACACCCGACCAUGAUAAGUGAAUUAAGUAUAUAAUAUAUUUGGAGCAUUGAAACCUGUUAAAUAUACCUUCUAAAUCUAACAUUCUUAGAGCCUUAGAGUCUACACAUAACACCCCUAUAAUCACCUUUAUACCUGUAUUGCUAUAAAUAUGUUCCGCUGUUGGACAGGAAGUGAUGUCUGGAGUUCAGCGAGUUGACUUUUACUUUGUUGUAGGUCACGGCGACAAUAGUAGCACGUUGGAAUUAUUGUGAGAGAAUUCAAACCUGCAAUAAAUGCCUGUUGUUCCGGUGCUUGGGUCUUGCCCAACAUUAAUAAUUCAUAAUGACCAGUGUAGAAUACCACGUGUUAGCAGCAGACAUCUACAUUGUAGAUUUAGCCAUUUGAAAAUGCUACAUUUAUGCAAAGUACACACAAAAUAUAUAACAGACUGUAUUUCAUUAUGAAACUGCAUGUUUUAUU
Molecule: messenger RNA, 2103 nt
Organism: Doryrhamphus excisus (bluestripe pipefish)
Lineage: Eukaryota; Metazoa; Chordata; Actinopteri; Syngnathiformes; Syngnathidae
Gene: nob1
Product: NIN1 (RPN12) binding protein 1 homolog
Biological process (GO): ribosomal small subunit biogenesis; maturation of SSU-rRNA
Cellular component (GO): preribosome, small subunit precursor
Molecular function (GO): RNA endonuclease activity
Source: RefSeq, a predicted model, not a curated record